Messenger RNA from Neohortaea acidophila, 1789 nucleotides. RefSeq lists its product as uncharacterized. Bases 229 to 1545 code for a protein of 438 amino acids. The record is from RefSeq and is a predicted model, not a curated record. The transcript is spliced from 2 exons. Lineage: Eukaryota; Fungi; Ascomycota; Dothideomycetes; Mycosphaerellales; Teratosphaeriaceae.
CAAGACGAGACGCCGUCUCAGAAGCCGUACAUUCACUUCUACCCGUCUGCUGCUUUGAAUAUAAACCCGUCGAAAUCGCGCUUCCUCCUUGUCAUUCUUACUCCAUUAUUCAAUCGCAGCACUCAUACCAUCCUCUACUGUUUGGCCUCCUAGCGGCAAGCUUCAACAAGGCUGGGCAGCCAUCACAGCCUUCCACCACAAAGCUACUCGCCAGUCACGUCAGCAGGGAUGGACCAGCAGACCAAAAGCAAACUGGAGGCCUUGCGCCCUCAGGUCCCCAGAUUUCUCUUCCGAGCAUGGCACAAUAAUGCGAGCAAGUUCGGUAGUCGCUUCGUCUCCGGAGGAACAGUGGGCCUCAAUACAACAAAGGCCAUCACCCCUCUCGCCUUCUACAGAGGUGAUGCUCCCAAGUCCGUGUACGAGCUGACUCGCGAAGACUUUGGAUCCCUGGCUUCUGCUCAUGUCUGCGGUGAAGACUCGGUCACGCCCUUCUCGUCGUGGUCUGCAUCCCUUACAUUCGUCCUCGCCUUCCUGCUGGACUCGUUCGCAAAGACGGACGACAUUUACAUCAGCAUCAUCGACACCAAGGAGCUCUGGGCUUCCAACCCGGUGUUCUGGGUGCCGUCUCUCCUGUUCCUACCCGACUACAUUCCCAACUACGAGGAAUACCUGCUCUACGGAGUGGUCCAAGGCCGCUGGCACAAGUCCGUACCCCUUCGAAAGUUCCUGGACGCCAGACUCGGCCUUCACGGUAUAGAAGGGUGCUUUGUGAAUGGCGUCACCCCGGAGUCGAUGGAGCGUGCUGCCACUGUCGCGCGCGCGUACGGACCCGAUUUCGCUCUGCCAGUCUAUCUCGCCAUCUUUUGCGAAGGUGGGAUUCUUCCCAACGGGAGCACCGCCAACCUCAACGCCAUUCUCGGUGGGAUCGCGCCAGUGGACAUUCCUCUGAAGUGGGCCGACGACACCGAGGUGAAACCUUGGUUCGGGUACCCUGCGGUCCUCAAGUUCUGCAAUCUGCUGAAGCUCCUGGCCAAGAAGACGAUGGACAAUGACAAGGCUUUCAAUCCUCUCGGAGAGAACCGCUCGCCGAACAGGAAGCGUGCCCAUGUUGUUGACGAGACCGACGAUGAGGACAGCCCAGCGACCAAGAAACGAGUCCGCAUCGAAGCCAGCACAGACCGCACCACCAACAAAGACAAGAAGCAGCCCCCAACCAUGAUUGGAAAGCGUACCUUCGACGACGAUGACGAGGAGGACGAUUACUAUAUUUACGACACAGCAGAGCCAGUCUCAGUCUCAGACUCAGACUCAGACUCAGAGCCUGAGCCCAAGCCAGCGCCCAGAAAAGCGAGGCACACCACCUCCACCGCCACCCCAAAGAAACUGCUGAAACCCAUGCCCAAAAAGCCCACCGUAGGCGUCACGACGAGGCGCAUGAGCAAAGCUGGCAAAUCCGUCUUCAAAGGGCCGGGUGUCAGCACCCGACGGGCGAGUGUCGCGAUGGAGGGGGAACUGAAGAAGUUGGUGAUUGACAUGAAGGAUUGAAUAUUCCAAGUGGGGGAGCAUCGUUGGGAAUAGUCUGGCUUAAUGCGGUGGAGCCAGGUACAUGAACAGUACCUAUCUUGAGGGAGAGCACUGGGGAUAUUGGGUGGUCACAUUGUCGCGUUGGGUGGAAGUAAUCAAGGCAUGGUUGUGUUUGUUUUCACAUCUUUCAAUUGCGCCGCACUCGUCAUGCGAGUUACUUGAGUGUACGAUAGCUUGGCGCAAUGCUUAGCACUGUUCCAACAGA